AGUCAGACAUCAUACACUGAGACUGAGAACGGCCAUGAAACGGUAAACACUGGAUUAACACUGGUGUCGAUUAUGACACUGUGAUAUAUCAUGUUAGCUAAUAUCUUAAUCAUAUCAGCGUUGAUGUUGUUUAAAAAAUCUCAAGAUAUGAUGACAGACUGUCACAGCCGGUGUGCUGGUACACAGCCUGAUCAGACAGCAUGGGGUUAAAGCUCACUGGCAAGGGACAACAGAGCCACAGGCUGGUGAUCUUUGCAGCCAUCUUCGUCCUGAUGACACUCCUCAUCCUGUAUGGCUCCAACAAUGUCAACGAUACUAUUUAUGCUCCCUUUCAUGUGGCUACACAUUAUGCUUUCAAGGCCACAGAUCUGAAGAAGUGGUCCGGGAAAGACGGUUAUGUGCCAUUUCAUGGGAACAAGAGUAUGAACCUACGCUGUCAUAAUUGUGCGCUGGUGACGAGUUCCAGCCAUGUCCUGGGUAGUCGAGCAGGGGAAGAGAUCGACCGCACGGAGUGCGUGAUUCGUAUGAACGACGCGCCCACGUUGGGGUACGAGACCGACGUAGGGAACCAGACCUCUCUGAGGGUCGUAGCCCACUCCAGUGUGUUCAGGGUGGUCCGGAGGCCUAAAGAGUUGCUACAGAGGCCAGACAGCAGCCCUGUGAUCAUCUUCUGGGGACCCCCAAGCAAGAUUGGGAAGGAGGCCAAAGGAACCUUGUACAGGUUGCUCCAGAGAGUCAGCAUGACCUACAGCAACUUGUCUUGUUUCAGUAUUACAGCCAACAAGAUGCGCCGAUUUGACAGUCUGUUUCACAGGGAGACGGGGCGAGAUAGACAAAAAUCUCACUCAUGGUUGAGCACAGGCUGGUUCACCAUGGUCAUAGCCAUUGAGAUAUGUGAUAAUAUCAAAGUAUAUGGGAUGGUUCCACCCAAUCACUGUGGAAAAUCCAAACCUGGAUCCAAGAAGAUUCCCUACCACUACUACAAGCCCAGGGGGCCUGAUGAAUGUGUAACAUAUCUACAGAAUGAGGGCGGCAGAAGAGGGGGCCACCAUCGCUUUAUCACAGAAAAACAAGUGUUUGCACGCUGGGCAAAGCAGUACAAUAUCACCUUCGCUCAUCCUACAUGGUUGUAGUCUUUUGUGAAAACCACUAAGAGAUCUAUCCGCACUGAAUGGGAAUGAGCGCUAUGGGCCGACUUCCCCAAAUGAGCCUUCAAAAAGCCACGUGAUGAGUAACCGCUAUUUUCAGGAAUCUCUGCAAGGAUGAAAAAUCUUUUGGACCAAACUAUUAUUGGACCAAAUGACUGAGGAGAAGAGUGCAGGAGCUCAGUUUGGAAGGGGAAAUACUGUAUUGUGUAUAUUCCACAGAGACAUGUGGUGGCCAUUAAAACGGAUGUUUUUUUUGUAAAUAGAAGGAAAUGAAUUUAAAGAUGAAUUUUUACAUGUUUAUAUUUUUGUUAUUACGUAUUGAAAAUGCACUUGUGUUUCCAGUGUUGAGGGGGGAUUAUAUCAGCAGGCAAGUGGCCUAAACACACUAUAUUAGCUCUCAAUUAGCCAUCUGUCAUACAGAGUUAUUUACUUAUAUACUCUACAGUAAUAGCAGUCAGAUUCAGCAGAUCACUAAUUCAAUCUACAUGUACAUUGGAGCCCUCUGACGCAGUAUGUGAGCAAUGUGGCUGGGUACAGUACCAGUUCCUGAACUGAUACCAAAUCCAUCAUUACCUUAGCUUGAAUAAUAUAAACAUUUCUACAUACCUUUUGAUUGGAAAAAAAAAACUAAAUAAGUCUUAAAUUGGCAAAGAUGGGAUUUAAAUAAGGAAAUAUCUGAAUCAUAGAUAAAGACAACUGCCGGCUUAUAAGUUAAGGCUUUAUUGAUCUCUAGAAGGCAAACUGGUGGUUCUACAGAUACCUUUUAGUGAUUCAACAGGGACAAACAAUUCCUCUACGUUAACCUAACACAUAAGACAAUCAGAUGGCUGAAAUUCUGCAGCACUAUAUUUAUUCUAGAUAAUUGCCACAUUAUACAGAAUACUAUUUCAACUCUAACAAUUUGUUACACCCUCAAUUUGAAGGUAUUAGUCGUUCAUUGUAACAUGUUUGCUGUACUAGAUGUUGAUUUGAAUGUUUUCAUGAAAAUCAGACUUUAAACAAAACUGUUGCCUCGUGAACUUAAAACCGUUUUACCUCAGUGGCAUUCCAGCGCAUGCAUCUUAAGUUCAAAUAGUUCACAAAAUGCAUUAUGGUCGUGUUAUGUAUCAGUAUGUUGCUCUUAGGACUGCACGAUUCAAUUAAAAUUGAAAUUGUAACUUUAAAACUAAA
This is a messenger RNA of Sander lucioperca (pikeperch), 2318 nucleotides long. RefSeq names its product ST6 (alpha-N-acetyl-neuraminyl-2,3-beta-galactosyl-1,3)-N-acetylgalactosaminide alpha-2,6-sialyltransferase 6 (gene st6galnac6). The record is from RefSeq and is a predicted model, not a curated record. The coding region runs from base 201 to 1133 and encodes 310 amino acids. Gene Ontology annotation, biological process: ganglioside biosynthetic process; oligosaccharide metabolic process. Gene Ontology annotation, molecular function: alpha-N-acetylgalactosaminide alpha-2,6-sialyltransferase activity. The transcript has 6 exons. Lineage: Eukaryota; Metazoa; Chordata; Actinopteri; Perciformes; Percidae.